CAUGGAGACGGCUUCCCAUAGCAACCGGGCGAGCGUUGAGCGGCGUCUCCGGCCUGAUGGACGCCGAUAGCCUUUUGCUGUCGCUGGAACUAGCGUCCGGCAGCGGGCAGGGCCUCAGCCCGGACCGUCGGGCCUCCCUGCUCACUUCCCUGCACCUGGUUAAGCGUGACUACCGCUAUGAUCGGGUCCUCUUCUGGGGCCGCAUCCUCGGCGUGGUUGCUGAUUACUACAUCGCGCAGGGUCUGAGUGAGGACCAGCUGGCCCCGCGCAAGAGCCUCUACAGCCUGAACUGCAUGGAGUGGAGCCUCCUGCCCCCCGCCACGGAGGAGAUGCUGCAGCAGACAUCUGUGGUGAGCGGCCGCUUCCUUGGGGACCCCUCGUAUGAGUAUGAGCACACGGAGAUGCAGAAGGUCAACGACGGUGACAAGGUCUUUGAAGAGGAAGUGGUGGUUCAGAUCAAGGAGGAGACCCGUUUGGUGUCCAUCAUUGACCAGAUUGACAAGGCUGUGGCUAUUGUCCCCCGAGGUGCCUUCUUCAAGACCCCUUUUGGACCUACUCAUGUCAACCGGACCUUUGAAGGACUGUCCUUGUCUGAGGCCAAGAAGCUCAGUUCCUACUUCCACUUCAAGGAGGCCGUUGAACUGAAGAAGAAGACUUUACUUGAGAAGGCUGACCUGGAUCCAUCCCUGGAUUUUAUGGACUCUCUGGAGCAUGACAUCCCCAAAGGUUCCUGGAGCAUCCAGAUGGAGAGAGGGAACACCUUGGUGGUGCUGCGCAGCCUGCUCUGGCCAGGCCUCACCUUCUACCAUGCCCCCUUCACCAGAAACUAUGGCUACAUCUACGUGGGCACCGGGGAGAAGAACAUAGACUUGCCCUUCAUGCUGUAGAAUGCAGAUGGAACUGUGAUUUUGCAUGUAAAGUCUAAACAUUAUUUUCAUAA
Molecule: messenger RNA, 940 nt
Organism: Elephantulus edwardii (Cape elephant shrew)
Lineage: Eukaryota; Metazoa; Chordata; Mammalia; Macroscelidea; Macroscelididae
Gene: RSPH9
Product: radial spoke head 9 homolog (Chlamydomonas)
Exons: 5
Coding region: 57-887 (276 amino acids)
Biological process (GO): cilium movement involved in cell motility; motile cilium assembly; axoneme assembly
Cellular component (GO): axoneme
Source: RefSeq, a predicted model, not a curated record